CCGACACCUGAAGGGACGGAGGCGGGCGCGGGAGCCCCGACAGGCAGCAGCGAAGGAGCGGGGCGGUCGGUCCAACGCAUGGCCCCGCCGUGAGGGGCUGGACCCAGUGCCUGGGACCGGCAGCGGUCUAGUGGAGUCCCAGGAGCAGCCAGCACGGGGUAGAAGCAGCGCCUGCCAUGGAUGAGGAAAAGCUCCUAUCUGGACUGCCUGGGGAAGAUGGUGCCACCUGGGACCCCAGCCUGGAGCCUGCGGAGGAACCUGGGGUCCAGAACAGAAUGGCAGUCAGUGAGGACCUGAACAGCAGCCACAGCAGCCCAGGGCAUGAGAUAAGGGGCACCCUGCGGGACACUGAGGAGCCCAUGCAGGGCCUGGGCGUGGCCCUCCACGGCCUCAGCCUCGGCCUCUCUCUCACCAAUGGCCUAGCCCUGGGGCCAGAAUCGGACAUUCUUGAAGAUUCUACAGAGCCCGGGCCCUGGAGGGCUGGUGGGCCGGCCGAAGACGACGAUGGCCGCAGGAGCCUUGGUCCGGACGCUGCGGGCCCUCAGCUAGGGCUGGAUGGUCCUGGAGAGCCAGAUAUACGGGACGGCUUCAGCGCCACGUUUGAGAAGAUUGUGGAGUCGGAGCUGCUGCGGGGCACCCAGUACAGCAGCCUGGACUCCCUAGACGUGUUGAGCCUCACGGACGAAAGUGACAGCUGCGUCAGCUUUGAGGCUCCCCUCACACCCCUCAUCCAGCAGCGGGCCCGUGACAGCCCUGAGCCAGGGACUUCCUUGGGCAUUGGGGACGUGGGGUCCGAGGGGGACCUGGGAGCAGCUGGCGGUGACGGGGAGCUGGGCAGCCCCCUGCGGCGAUCCAUCUCCAGUAGCCGCUCGGAGAACACCCUGAGCCGCCUGUCUCUCACGGCCGUGCCCAAUGGCUUCCAUGAAGACGGACCCCAGGGCCCCGGCGGGGAGGAGGAGGAGGAGGAGGAGGAGGAGGAUACGGACAAGUUGCUGAGCUCAACCAGUGACCCCAGCCUAAAGGAUGGCCUGUCUGACUCGGACUCAGAGCUGAGCAGCUCGGAGGGGCUGGAGCCUGGCAGCACGGAUGCGCUGGCCAACGGGUGCCAGGGGGUCAGCGAAGCUGCUCGCCGGCUGGCUCGCCGCCUCUACCACCUCGAGGGCUUCCAGCGCUGUGACGUCGCCCGGCAGCUGGGAAAGAACAACGAGUUCAGCAGGCUGGUGGCCGGGGAGUACCUCAGCUUCUUCGACUUCUCGGGCCUGUCUUUGGACAGAGCGCUCAGAACCUUCCUGAAGGCCUUCCCGCUGAUGGGGGAGACGCAGGAGCGAGAGCGGGUCCUUACUCACUUCUCCCGCCGGUACUGCCAGUGCAACCCUGACGACAGCACCUCAGAAGAUGGCGUCCACACGCUCACCUGUGCCCUGAUGCUGCUCAACACGGACCUGCACGGACAUGUGAACAUUGGCAAGAAGAUGUCCUGCCAGCAAUUUAUUGCCAACUUGGACCAGCUGAAUGAUGGCCAAGACUUUUCCAAAGACCUGCUGAAGACCCUCUACAACUCCAUCAAGAAUGAAAAGCUGGAAUGGGCCAUCGAUGAGGAUGAACUGAGGAAAUCCCUGUCGGAGCUGGUGGAUGACAAGUUUGGGGCCGGCACAAAGAAGGUGACACGGAUCCUGGAUGGUGGCAACCCCUUCCUGGAUGUCCCACAGGCUCUCAGUGCUACCACCUACAAGCAUGGAGUGCUGACUCGGAAGACUCACGCCGACAUGGAUGGCAAGAGGACGCCCCGUGGGAGGCGUGGCUGGAAGAAAUUCUACGCGGUGCUCAAGGGGACCAUCCUGUACCUGCAGAAGGAUGAGUACAGGCCUGACAAAGCUCUGUCUGAGGGUGACUUGAAGAACGCCAUUCGCGUGCACCAUGCUCUGGCCACCAGGGCCUCCGACUACAGCAAGAAGUCCAAUGUGCUCAAGCUGAAGACAGCCGACUGGAGGGUCUUCCUGUUCCAGGCACCGAGCAAAGAAGAAAUGCUGUCCUGGAUCCUUAGGAUCAACCUGGUGGCUGCCAUCUUCUCAGCCCCGGCCUUCCCAGCUGCUGUCAGCUCCAUGAAGAAGUUCUGCCGGCCCCUGCUGCCCUCCUGCACCACUCGCCUGUGCCAGGAGGAGCAGCUGCGUUCUCAUGAGAAUAAGUUGAGGCAGGUGACUGCAGAGCUGGCCGAGCACAGGCGUCACCCAGUGGAGAGGGGCCACAAAUCCAAGGAGGCGGAGGAGAGCCGGCUGAAGGAGCACUAUCUCACGUUUGAGAAAAGCCGUUAUGAGACCUACAUCCACCUCCUGGCUAUGAAAAUCAAAGUGGGCUCAGAUGACCUGGAGCGGAUUGAGGCCCGGCUGGCCGCCCUGGAAGGGGAUGACCCUUCCCUCCGAAAGACACACUCAAGCCCUGCCCUCAGCCAGGGCCACGGAACUGUGACUGGCAGCAAAGCCAUGAAGGAUGCCCCUGGAACUGAUACUUAGCUGGCAUGGAUGGGCAGGCCCCAGAGGCAGGCAAAUGCCCCCGGAGGGGUUAGAGAGCACAAGUCCAGCCAGGGGCCACUUGGACCAGCUCCAUGCAAUUGGCGGGCAGCCAGAGGGGUGCGGAGAGCCCCGAGGGCCAAGGACAUGGAGAUGCUCUUCAUGGCAUUGAUUUUACAUCCUGGGGCUUCUCUGGACCUCAUACCCUCUCACCGGCCCUUAAAUCCCUCUCCACCGUGGAGCCUCAUUUUGUAGGCCGGCUGUGUGCAUGUUCUAGAUACCAUCUCACUGGUGGAGCAGAAAGGGCAGUUGACUUCUGAGGCCCUUGUCUUCUUACAAGUUCUUCCCUCAUCUCUGUUGUUUCUGAGGGCAGGUCUUGACUCCAGGACUCACCUUGGACUCCCACCCUUUCUCCCCUCCGUCCUCUGAAUUGACCAGCAGCAGGUCUGCAGACCACCAGCACUAUCCUCUCUCCUUCCACCCAUCAACCUCCGGAAUCACACGCUGUUCUCCCUGUCUCACAUCACAACAAUCCGGGACUCUCCAUGCCAAGCUGUCUCUGCCCACGUGUGCGUCCACCUCACCUUCCAUCCAUUGAGGCCACUACUGCUUUCUUUUAUAUGAACAGAAAUGUAUAUAUAUAGGAAUUAUAUAUAUCUAUAUAUAUAUAUAAGGACCCCCUUUAAAGAUGGUUUUGGAAUUGUGUUAUCAGUUAGAUGAUGAAAUAAGAUAAAGGAAAAGCCUCAUUCAGGGCUGCUAUCUGGCCCCCUGGUGGCCCCGACACCCCGGGAGGGAAGGCAGAGAUAGUGCCGAUCUCCUCUCGCUCCCUUUUUUCCCUCCUCCGGCUGACCUGUGACUUAUGUUGCUCUUACAGUUGAUGUUUUGGAAUAAAUAGACAGUGUGUGUGUGUGCGCGCCACCCCAUCUCUCCCACAGGUAUCAGUCAUGGUGUGAAUGGGAUGGGACCGUGGCUCUGUUUAUUUUUUGGUCUUUAUGUUGGUGCUGCCAGGUCUCUGAGCUCCAGAGGUGGCCUCUUGUUCAGAUCUACUGUUACAGGAAUAAAAGGCACUCUGCCUUGCAAAUAGCCACUUGUCAACAAGCCCAAAGAUGUUUGGUGGCGGAAGGUAAUGGAAGCCGUUAGUCCCUGGUCUUGGGAGAAGGUGAAAUGACAAGUUGCUGACUUUUUUAGGCCGAUAUUUCUUUCACUCUUCUAGUGACUCAGACAUGCUAAGGACACGUCUGGGAAGAAAGAAAUUUGCCACACGAUGAUCACAAACUAGCACCCUUUAAACGCUGCACUCAGACAAUUGGUGGGGCUGAAGGCACCCUCAGUGCAGGUGCGAUGAGUAAACCCUUUCUAAUUUUUAAACAGAUUACUGUAGUUUGGUCAGCAAUUUGACCUCACUGGUAACAUAUUUCAUUAAUAACUCAACCUUGGGACUAAGCACCCAACAUUUAUAAACCCACUCACAUUUGAUGCAGGGUACAUGUGAGUCUAUGAAGAGAUGUAGUGAGUUAAAUCCAGAUUAUUUAAGUUGGAUCAAUUGAAGUGUAUUUUACAUUCAAACCAUCUGGCCCCUUCAUUUUGCUGAGGGGAGUUAAACGGACAUUUAAGUGAAAUUGAAAGAGCAGUGUGGCAAUAUAGAGAACUGUCUGUACUUUCCCCAUACUGUCUCAAAGGUCAUUUGAUUUUUGGGGUCAGCUUCCCAUUGUCCAUCUCCUGAGGGCAGGUGAGUGAAAGCAGAGGAGCAAGGCCUCUCUGCUGCCGACAGAUGUGCUUCCCUGAGCACUAGUUGUGCCUCCCAGCAGUAAAAAAAAAUUUUAGUUCACGUUCUUAAUUGUAUCAUUAUUUAUUGUAAAUUAUAUACAUGUACUCCUGUACUAAAAUAUUAUGUACAUUAUAA
Messenger RNA from Pteronotus mesoamericanus, 4410 nucleotides. RefSeq names its product pleckstrin and Sec7 domain containing 2 (gene PSD2). The transcript is spliced from 15 exons. NCBI's taxonomy places the organism in Eukaryota, Metazoa, Chordata, Mammalia, Chiroptera, Mormoopidae. The coding region runs from base 177 to 2510 and encodes 777 amino acids. The record is from RefSeq and is a predicted model, not a curated record. Gene Ontology annotation, molecular function: guanyl-nucleotide exchange factor activity; phospholipid binding; protein binding. Gene Ontology annotation, biological process: regulation of ARF protein signal transduction.